Messenger RNA from Linderina pennispora, 1999 nucleotides. RefSeq lists its product as uncharacterized. Lineage: Eukaryota; Fungi; Kickxellomycota; Kickxellomycetes; Kickxellales; Kickxellaceae. Bases 59 to 1912 code for a protein of 617 amino acids. The record is from RefSeq and is a predicted model, not a curated record. The transcript is spliced from 6 exons.
UACGCUAGGUUUCCCUUCUACAGUUUCAUUAGUCAAUUGCAUUUCUCUUGAAUUCACCAUGGUGCUUGACCCCAGCGAGAAGCAGAAGAAGAUUUUGGCAGCGAAGAAGAAGCUCAAGAGCUUCCAAGCCAAGCGCGCAGCGGCCGCUGACGAAUCCAUCAGACGCGCCACCACCGACGCACCGGCCAGCUCGCGUUCGCCGCUGAAGCAGCAAAUCAACGAGCAGCGCGAGCAGCUGCAGGCGGAGAAUGUGAAGUCCCGGGCUGACCUGCAGGCGUGCCAGACGCAGGCCAACGAGCUUGGUGGACGAGUCGAGGCAAUGGAGAAGGAGAUUGCGGGACUGAAUGAGGCAGCCAAGGUGACCCGUGGUGAACAUGAGGCAGCUGUGGCCGAUCUCGAGAAGAAGGCACGCGAGGCGGCCGAGCAGGCGGCCGACGAUCUGGCACAAAAGAGCGAGCAGCUGGAAGAUACCGAGUCGAGGCUGAAGAAGAGCGAGAGCUACAGCCAGGAGCUAGAGAACGACAAGGCGAAUCUGGACAAGAAGAUAGUGGGGCUCGAAGACAAGAUCGCCAGCGACAGCGCCUCUAUCGACGACCUCACAGCACAGCUGAAACAGUCGCAGCAAGCCCACGAAGAAGAGGACCGCUGCCCUAAGGAGCGCGAUGCCCGGGUCAAGCAGCUUGAGACUGAUGUCGAAGGUCUCGGCCAGCAGGAGAACACUGCCCUGACUGCGUCGCUGGAGCAGACACGCAGCGACCUUGGCGAGGAGACAGGGAAGCGCCAGACAGCCGAGGACCAGCUGGCUUCUGCCUCCCAGCGCAUCGAUGAGCUGACAGCCAACAAGUCGCAGCUCGAGGCUGAGUUGGCGGAGCGGCAGCAGGAACUGGCAGCUGAGCGCGAGUCGAGUGCAGCCAAGGAGCAAUCUCUGACCUCGCAACUCACAGCACUUCGGCAGGAGUCUGAGGAAACAGCAACAGCGCUCGCCGCGCAGGUUGCGUCACUGGGCAGCGACCUCGAGACGGCGCAGGCAGCAAACAAGGAGCUCACAGCUGCGGCGGCGGACCUCGAGACAAGGCUGGCAGCAGAACAAACAACCUCAAGUGACAGGCAACAGCAGAUCGCAGUACUUGAGUCUGACCUUGCACAUGUGCAGCAGGUUCGCGACAAUAUCCAGACCAAGCAUGACGCGCUUGGCAAAAAGCACAAGCAAAGCGUGGCCAAGAUCGAGGGGCUCGAGAAGGAGCUGGCGGCAACGCAGGAGAGCAAGCGUGAGGUCGAGGCACAGGCACAGGCAGACAGCGAGGCGAGUGAGCAACAGAUUGCCGAGCUGAACUCCACAGUCAGUGGCCUGACAGCGACGUUGGCGGCGAAAACGCAGGAGCACGAUAACGCAGUGGAGGCAUGGUUGACUGAGAAACAGGGUCUGGGGGAGCAGAUCUCGGCCAUUUCCGCUGAUCUGGCUGGCGAGAAGAGUGCCCGCGCAGCCCAGGUCUCCGAGCUCACCGACACCCUGGCACAGACCGCCGAGUCCCUACAGACCACUGAGACCACGCUGGCUGAAACCAAGGGCAGCCUGGAGCAGAUGACGCAGGCGCGCGACGCGACGCAGGCCGAGCUUGACAGCGUAACGUCCGAGCGCGACACGCUGAGCACCGAGCUGGCGUCGCUGCGCGCAGCCCUCGAGGACAUGCAGAUUGAGGCUGAAGCUGCCAAGGAGUCAUACGAAGAGCUGGCACAUGAGCACAAUGAGCUGGGUAAGAAGCACAAGCGGGCUGCGGCGCGCUGUGACCACCUGAGCGCCCAGCUUGACAAGGCGGUCGAGAGCACAAGGGCCUGGAUAACGGAGCUGCAUGCAGCCGGCGAGAAGCACCGGGAAGAGCUCGAUUCGUGGACAGCCUCGCCCCAGCUCUGACCGGCAGAAGGGACAUAGUUUGGCAUCGUAAUUGUCUUCGGCUUGUAGAGAACAAACAGUCAAUAGCCAAGAGGUUUUUGAUACUGC